Messenger RNA from Lactuca saligna, 468 nucleotides. NCBI's taxonomy places the organism in Eukaryota, Viridiplantae, Streptophyta, Magnoliopsida, Asterales, Asteraceae. The record is from the annotation of a GenBank genome assembly.
AUGCAGUGUCUUUCUAUAAUGAAUUGCUGGCUUAAAUGCAUGAUGCUUGAUCCUUACAAUCAAACAGAUCAUCCAGAGUGUAAGUCACGUCCAGAUAGUGGCCUUUCAGCUAUCAUAGAACUUGACCGAGGUUCUCUUUCAUCAGUAUGGAAAGAAUGGUGCAUUGAAUUUGGGAUUGAGGCAAAUGCUAUUCUUGCUGUUCCAUAUGAUUGGAGAUUGUCACCAUCAAAGCUUGAAGAAUGGGAUUUGUACUUCCACAAGCUAAAACUUACCUUUGAAACAACUCUGAAGAAUGUCCCAUUGUUGCCACCAUCACCUGUGGCAGCAUCGUUCCACAUGCCUUUGUUGGGGUUGCAGAUGAUCUGGAUGCAAUUGUUAUUGCAUUCAGAACUGUUCCCUAACACCCUGAGUUUAGUUUCAUCACCAUCAUCCAGUUUAGAUGUAUCAAGACAGUUUGCAAAAAUCUGA